Messenger RNA from Argiope bruennichi, 615 nucleotides. RefSeq lists its product as uncharacterized. The record is from RefSeq and is a predicted model, not a curated record. Bases 1 to 537 code for a protein of 178 amino acids. Lineage: Eukaryota; Metazoa; Arthropoda; Arachnida; Araneae; Araneidae. The transcript has 8 exons.
AUGGCGCCAAAGAAGUGGCGCAUUUUCUUCAAUCCUUUGGCACAUUUUACGAGGAUUGGCGCAUUUCCGCGAGUGCUGACAGGUCGACGGGAUAAUCCCAAAGCUGAAGUGAUUUUUAAAGGCAAAAAACUGAACAUCGCACCAGCUGUGAAGAAACAGAAUUAUCGUUCAGAAACAUCUGAAAUUUUUUGGAAUUCACCAGAUUCAUCAAUUGUUGAACAAGAAACAACCAGAAAAAAUUAUAUGAUUUAUUCAGAGAUUUCAGAUUAUCCAGGAAUUACUAGAUAUGAAAUACCAGCAAAUACUUAUGAAAGUCCUAAUGCAUAUAUUCAAGGUGGAUUGAAUUUCAGUGUAACUGAUUUACAAUAUGCCUAUGGCUCACCACAGAUGAAUAUUUUGCCAUAUCCAACACUAGUGUAUCUUCCCCAACAAGCUUUUCACUGUCCUGGAACUGUCUCAUAUCCCAUUAACAGUGCAUUUCCAGAAAUAAUUCCAAUUCUUCCUACUCCAUUAUGUUGCAUGAACGAAUCUAGGUAGACGCUGAUGGCAAUAAAAAGAAUUAUGAACAAAAGAAGAUUAAAAAAAGAACGGAUAAAUAUUCAGCAAAGUUUACGA